CGGAACUGAAUAUUUGACCUACGGUGACCUUUUCUGGCAUGAUCAACAUGAUCCAGUCGUCUUGUGGAUCGAUGUGAAUAAAUGAAGGACUACACAUGAUGAUCAUGGGCUAGUAGUUGACCUAUCACUGACCAUACAUUUUCACCAUGCCACGGAUAUUUAUCAACUUCCGAAGCUGUAAUGGCAUCUAUGAUUGUAUGUUGUACAGUCGGGAGCUGGCUCCUGUGCAAUUAGACGAGGGGAGACUGUUCGUCCAGCUUCUCUUCCUCACAGAUAUUUUGGACAUCAAUCUGAAUGACCUGACAUUCUGUUCAAAAGAAAGUGAUUCAAACGUGCGAAAAUCUGAAUCAGGCAGCCAUGAAAGAUGUGCAGCAAAUCAAGGAAUAUUUGGCAAUCCUGAAAAUGAUUCUCAAACGUUUUGUGAAAAUAUUGUCUCACGGACUAGCAUGCUGCAACAAAGUCACGUGUCAUCGCCGUCUUUCUUAGAUAAGCUGGACAGAGAUUUCCCGGAGGAUCAGUCUCUCACUAUUGGUGUAGUCCCAGCUACAAAGUGUGUCGUAUUAAUGGAUGCCCAUCUUGCAUCCUGUGCCGCAUGUGAAGUUCAUCGAAGCAGGAGAUUUAGAAGACGAUUUUUAAAAUUCCUUGCAAGGACAUAUGGGUUUAAGGCUUGUGAUUACGAGCGCAUUGAUUUUUCGGAUUUGAUAUGUGAUCAGUUUCUGACAGUCCCAUACAUGGUAGAUGUGGUAGCUGUGUGGCCAAAUCAAAGGAUUGAUUACCCAUGGGGAAAGCGAAUCUGUGGCCUGGCGGUGAAGCGGAUGUUGUGUGAGGAAGGGAUGGCGUGGCUGUCCACCCUGGGCGGAGGGUACUCGGCACUCGGAGAUUACUUUCAAGUCCAUGCAGUAACUGCGGGGCAGGUGUCGCUGAAGCAGUUUCGGGUCGCCAUGGAGCUCGGGGAUCCAAUCAUGGCCGCCAAAUGCCGGAUAUUCUGGGCCCAAAGCCGUCUUCAACUUGGGUAUUUCAAAGAGUGCAAGAAGAUAGUCAGACGCCAGUACCUGUUUGCCCAUCACGCCAGCAUCAAGGAUGACAGACUCAUCAACAUGUGCCUGGCAGUGUGGGGACGUCUCAAAUAUCUGUACCAGCUCCGCAAACAGAAGCAUGGGACAAGUCCUGCGCCCCUCCCUGGUACCAGCACCAAGGUUCAUAGGACAGGUCACAUGACACUCAUUGAACACAGUGAAAGGAAUCAUGUGAUGUACUCCAGUCACAGUACCAAAAGUCAUGUGACGCCCAACGACGGCAGUAACGAGAGUCAUGUGACUAGAUGACCCCAAAAUGGCCCAAUUUCCAGUUUUUUUUAUAAUAAUGAUUACAGGAAAUAUGUUACAUAUAUACAAAGCAGAUGUAUUUUUUUUACCAUCAGAAAGAACGUAUUUAGUCAACAUCAUCAGAGCUCAUGUAUUUUGUUUGUACCAUCAAAAGUAUUUUUUGGAUAUUUGUCAUCAGACUGACCUCCACAUGAGAUAUCACUUAGGUAAGACCAAACAAUAUCUCCUAGGGGAUAACUCUGCUUUGAAAUUGCAUCACCCUGCUAUGCAGACCAUUGUGACAUCACAAGUUAUCAUCGCCCGGCAUUUACCCAGUUUGAUUCCCCACACGAUAUACAUGUAGCUGGAACAUUUACUCACAUACUCCCUCACCCAUUGCCCAGUUAUGUUUUUAGGUUUGGCACAAAUCCUGGCGCUUUCUCAUGAAACUCUGUGCUUACUGCUGUUUAAAAUCUUCAGGACUUUUUGUGCAUUUGAUUACCAGCUGUUCAACUAACAUGAUGAGGGACUUAAGUUUAAUACCACUUUUUCAACUAUAUCACAAAGUGGGACAGCAUCACUGUAGUGAUGGGUGAUGAAAUAAUCUGUCAAUAAUUUGAAUGGGACAGUCAGCACGUCAUAUCUACUAUCUUGUCUAAUCGGUAAAGAAAAAGAUGUUAAUUUGAAACUAUAGGUACAUACAUUCUUUGUAAUAUUAUUUGAAGAAACAAUUGCACCAGUUGUAAUAAAUUCCCUUUCAUGACGAAGUACAUGUUGAUAUCAUGUGCUGCAUAUAUCAUGUUAGUACCGAGCUGAUAUUGAACCCAACUAAUUCAGUGGUUAUAUAUUGUUAUUAUUUCCUGAUGAGAAUUAGUAAAUGUUCAACAAUCGAUGUGAGAUCUCCGAUUAUUGAUAUGAAUAUUCAGAGCAAUAACCAGCACUGUAUCAAUGGUCUUCACAUUCUACAUAACAUUUCGUGCCCCCUCCUAAUACAUGUUACAUUGUUAUUUUUAUUUGAAAUGAUAUGAAACUGAAUUUUUGGCAAUAUUGGAAACUAUUGUCCCAUCUCCAAUCAUUCAGAGAAUCAAUCCAUCACAUUCGGUACACUAGGAAUAUCCCUCCCGUUAAGACAUGAGUGGUAUAUUUCAGAAUUGACUUCAAUAUUUUUUGUGUUUGUGGAGGUAUAAACUUAAAAACCAGUGUGCAAACUGUGUAAAUCCGCAGAGUGCAAAGUGUGCAUGCUGGUUUUUAUGUUGAUAUCUCCAUAAACUAAAAAAAUAUUGAAGUCAAUCCUUUUGAAUAAAUAUGUCAACAAUAAGUACUUCACAGGCUGCUUAUUUAGUGACUAACAUGUAGACAACGGCAUGAAAUCGGUGACAUCAUGCUGCACAGUAAUGCAACUCAAGCCCAGCCCAUUCUAUAAUCUAUGGAAAAAUAAACACAAAAAAUAUUGCUUGGUUUGCCCAUCAAAUGCCACGGAAGCACUUGCUAUUUAUAUAUUUGAAUGUGAUGAAAACUGUGGUCACUGUUGUUGGACGAUUCAGGGGCCGUAUUCAUAAAGAUUCUCUGAGACUUCUUGAGCACUCUCAGACUUUUCAUGAAUACGUCCCCAGAGUAAUGAGGAUAUCAUACAACAGUCUACCUCACCAGAGUGUGUACAAAGUUCACUUUAUCAUGUGAGCAAGAGAGUAACAUUCUGGAUUUAGGGCUGAGAAUCCUCCACAGAUCUGCAAAUUUUAGUGACCACAAAUUUGUUAAAAUCUCAUGGCUUCCCCCUUAAACACCCCUAGCUUAUGGACCACGCUCCUUUGCAAAGAAGUUUUAGCUGAAAAAGAAAAUAUCCAUUCUCAUCCCUGAAAAUUGAACAUGCAGCAUGUCCAAAUCAAAAUGACAUCAAUUUGCAAGUAAAUAAUUUUUUCAGAUAAUGUACAGUCAUGGUAUUCAUGAGGAAACAUAAUCUCUGUUGAUGAUAUCUUAUUGCAGAGGUGCAUUUGUAGUAAUGUCCACAAUUUAAAUCUUAUAAGAAUGUUCACCACAAUUUGUAUCUCUUAUGAAAGAAUUUCAUAUUAAUCAGUGGAGUAUUUAUAGAAAAACAGCAUGAGAUUUUGUGAUGGGGUAUGCUUUAUCACAACAAAGAAGCGAAAUUGCAUGUUCAUGUGAUAGUUUUGAAUAUAUUUUGCAUAUUUGCAGAACUGAAUAUAUGUGUACGAUGGAAAAUUAUUUUGUUGAGAAGAUUGUCACGGCCUCCUUGCCAUCGUUUAUAAAUUGUUCACUGACUGAUGAAUACUUAUACCCCAUGACUAUAUCCAGGGAUAGAUAUGGUCUGUAGACCAGUGGAAAUAUAGAAGCACAAAUUAUUUAUUUUUUAUACACUUGAAUCGUUGUAUUUAACUCAUGUUGUCUACCCCUGAAAUACAAAUGUUUGCAUGUUGAGAGUUUUGAUUCUUUUCAGUUAUAUACCACUCAAAAAAAGUUAAAGAGCACAGGCUGGGUGAACCAGGAGGGAGGCUGCGUACAUCCCCUUUUCAGACAGUUAAUACCAAUCUGUAACCUGUACCCAUCCCUCAAAGUGUUUUUCUUCACUUCGUAGCUUGGGUGGUGUGCAAUCAUUUUUCAAAUUCGUGGAUCAACUCUGGUAGGCUAGUGGUCAGUGAUGUAGUAGCUUCAGUUCCUUGGUGUAUAUUUUGUAGCAGAGCUUCAAACUGAUUUGCAUAUACAAUGUACUGUUCCUCCAUGAAACAGGGGGCACGGGUGGCCCAGUCAUCUAAGGCGCCGCGAUUCGCUGUGCAGAGUUGCGUCCCUUGUUUCUAGGUUUGUCAGCACCAUACCUGUGCUCGUGGGUUUCACCAAAGUGGUAAACGUCUGAGACCUGCAUCACUUCGGGCUUUCCUCCCACAUUAAGCUGACACGCUGCGAUAUAACUGGAAUACUGUUAAAAGCGGCUUUAAACCCAACUCCAUCAAACAUGAAUUGCAGCCGCUAUGCAGUGAAGGAGUGAACUGACUGUAAAAGUCCAGUUUACACCCUUGCCGAACUAGGCUGGAAUUUUUGGGUUCGACUGUAGCGUCAUCAGUGGCUAUUACGAGUUAUGUCCCUUGUAUGUCCCUCCCACUGACUAAUCAGAUUCCACUUCUCAUUUCACUUGCAUUUGCUUCAAACAAAAUGGUGACACCCGGUCAAGACAACCUGAUUGAUAAUCAAGAUCUGUAUCUGUAAUAAAACGGGUCUUACUUCGUGAAGUGCAUCAAAUCAUGUGACGGCCUUGAUUUAAAAAAUGAAAAGAUUUGGAAAAUAUCUGUUGAUGCGGAGUUGGUGGUACACAUGCUUUGCUAAUCCUGCAAUUAACCGAAAUCUGGACAGCAGUUGAUGAACUGGAAGUCGAUUUCGUUACACAAUGUUGAUUGGACUAUGCAUAGACUUGUGAGUCCAGCCAAAAUAUACUCCAUAAUUUUAGAUAUUUUAACAAUAUUCCAGCAAUAUCACAGUGGAGGACACCCGAAAUUGGCUCCACAUAUUGUACCCAUAAGGGGAAUCGAACCUGGGUCUUCGGCGUGAUGCACAAAUGCUUUAACCACUAGGUUAAACCACCACCCCUCAUCAGUCAUGAACCCCACUCAAUGCAUGACCUUUGUGUGAACUGAAACAUUGCCUGACAUUGUAGCACUGUGUACAGCAGACAGCCAAAAGGCUGUGGUGUCUUUCACACGUCAAGCAAAAACAUUAACAUUUGUACAGUGUAAUCCCAGAGCUCAUUGGUCUUCGGUGUGGUGGGAUAGCCCAGUGGUUAAAGUGAUCGCCACGUGGGUACAAUGUGUGAAGCCCAUUUUUGGUGUGAUAUUGCUGGAAUAGUGCUAAAAGUGAUGUAAGACCAUACUCACCCACUCAUUGGUGUGAGCCCUUGCUGGUGUCCCUCUCAUUGGAGCCAUGCUUUGCUUGAUUUGUCAGAAGAAAAGUGACGACACUGCAAAGUUGUACUUACGUAAGCUGUACUUAUGUAGUGUUUACAAACCUGUGAAGUAUUGGCGUGGCCGAUUGAUGUGUAUGCUUAUCUUUGUUUGUUUGUUGUUUAACACCGCACUUAGCAAUAUUACUGCUAUGAUCGUGGUCUGUAAAUAAUUGAGUCUGGACCAGAUGAUCCAGUGAUUGACUUCAUGAGCAUUGAUCUAUGCAGUUGGGAUACGAUGACAUGCAUCAGCAAGCCUGACCAUCUGAUCCCUAUUGAUGCCUCUAUGGGUUCCUGAAGAUAAAUUCUGACACUGAUCUUCAAGGGUGGUGUACUAACGUGCUAAGUGACCCAUUACCUGUGAAGCUGAUGUGUCAAGGGGAUCUAUGUUUCUCCGAUACUGCGUGACUUUGGUGUUUUUCAGGGGUCAUAACAGGAGCUCUGUCAUUGACAGUGACAGAACCUCUUCAGCAGACUGUUUACCUACUGCUCAAGUAAAUGUUUUUGCAAGUAUCUUAGAUGUUGGUUAUGUCUACGUUUUUGGUUGAGUGUGAGACAUGAUAGAGUUUCAUGCUGUUUAUACCUGUUACCAUGGUUACAGUUACACUGUGAUACUGUGCAAGAUAUUCGCAAUCAAACUCCACAUUUUUCUCCGAUAUUAUUUAUAUGCAGUCAAAAUAUUUAAUGUCAACAUAAUGGUUUGCCUUUAGUUGAAAUUGUCUUGGUAUGAAUCAAACUUGAGAACUAAAUUAUCCAUUUCAAUGAUGAGGUAUCACCGAUUCAAUACAACGAUAGUUUUCCAGAAUGUGAUUGUUAUGGAAUGUUAAAGAGUGGAGAACAAAUAAAAGUAAAUUUGUUGAA
Molecule: messenger RNA, 6108 nt
Organism: Haliotis rufescens (red abalone)
Lineage: Eukaryota; Metazoa; Mollusca; Gastropoda; Lepetellida; Haliotidae
Exons: 5
Coding region: 147-1325 (392 amino acids)
Source: RefSeq, a predicted model, not a curated record